AUGCGGCCCUGUUCUAGUAAUUCCAAUACACACGAUAUCAUUGAUUUAUCAAUUGAUGAUAGUGAUGAUGAUGGUGGUGAUGAUGGUGAAAAAUCAGAUGAUAAUGAUGAUCAAGCACAUCGUCGUCUUUGGUGUAUAUGUCAAAAACCAUGGGAUCAUUCAAGACUUAUGCUACGUUGUGAUUCAUGUGCUAAUUGGUAUCAUGGUGAUUGUAUUGGAAUUACUAAAGAGCAAGCGAAAAUACUUGAAAUGCAUACUGAUCAAUUUAUAUGUCCAUUAUGUCAAGAUGUAUCACAUUCUACCGUGAAAUCAACGGAUAAAUCAAUUCUAACAAAACGAAAACAUUUCCAUCGUAAAUCUUCAAAAACUAAAGAAAAACGUGUUUUACACAAUGGAUUAAAGAAAAAACUAAAGCGAAAUAGUUCAUUUCAACAAGAUUCAUUCAUAAAAAUACAAACGAAUUGUAUUGUUAAAAAUUGUAAUAAUCAAUCGAAAUCAGAUUGGAUGUAUUGUUCAUCUGAUUGUAUUCGUCGUCAUAUUAAUGAUACAUUACAAUCUAUUCAACGAAGCAAAGAUAAUGAAGAAAUUCCAUCUCGUGAAGAUAUUUUAUUAUAUGAAUGUAAAACUAACAAAAUCCUUGAAAAAAACUUAGUUCCUCAAAUAGAAGAUUUAUCUCGUUGGAUGAAUCAACAUCCAUCAUAUAAAAUUCUUCGAUCAUCAUCAAAACAAGCAAUACUAUUAUUAAAAAAUCAACCGAAAGAUUUAACACGAUCAUUAUCAUCGAUUAAUAAUACAAAUAAAUCAAAAGUUGUAUCUUCGUCAAUUACAUCUAAUAUUAAAUCAAUACCGAUUAAAAAGAAUCCGAUACAAGUUAGAAAACAAAUAAAUAAUAAAAUUUCUGAUAAUACUGAUGAUAUUCGAUCAAAAGUUACAACAACUUUAUAUGACAAAAUUCUACUACGAUUGAAAAAAAAUGGUGAAGAAAAUCUCAUAAAUGAAAAUAUUCAAGUAAUAAUUAAUAAAAUCGAACAGGAAAUGUUUCGUGUUUAUGGUAAAGUUGAUAAUUCAUAUAAAAAUAAAUUUCGUUCAUUACUUGCGAAUAUUAGUAAUAUAAAUAAUAAUUUUUUUUAUAAACAAAUUCUUUCAAAUGAAAUCACAGCGAAAGAAAUUGUUGCAAUGAAAGCUGAAGAUAUGUUACCACCAGAGGAAAAAGAAAAACGUAAAGAUCAAUUUGAAAAAGAAGUUCAAAUGAUUAUUAAUGCUGAACAACAGACAGCGGAAGAAAUGGCAAGACGUGCAAGACUUAAAAUUAUUCAACAAGGUUUUAUUGAUAAUCAUAUAUUUUUCUCAAUGAUCAAAUCAAAAGAGAAAAGUGUAUCCGAAGAUAAUAUUGAUAAAACUAAAGAUAAACAAUUGUUAAAUAGUUCUCAAAAAGAUAUUGAUAAAAAUUCCACACCAAUUGUUUCAAUUUCAAAUGAAAAACUUAAAUUAACAGUUUCCGAAAAUCUUCCGUAUACACCUGUAUUAAAAACAAUUGAUUCAAAUGAAUCUUUGAAAGAUUUACCUCCAACUUCAAUAACUGAACCCAUAAAUUCUUCACGUGUAGCAGAUGAUUCCGAUAAUGAUUAUAUUGAACCAGAAAGUCCAACUGGCGCCGAUGCAUUAAUUUAUGAUGAUGAUGAAGAUGAUUUAACUAAUAAUUUAAAUCAAUCACCUACUGAUAAUACGGAAGAUACUAAUCCUUAUCAACAUGUUGUUCGUGAUGAUUAUAAUCCAUCAAAAGUUCAAAAUGAAACAUUACCUAUACAACCAUCAACAUCAAAUACUCGUUUACCAAAUCAAUGGCGUGGACUUAUUCGUCCAUCUGAUAUAAAAAUUCCAUGUCAAUCUGUUCAUGUUUAUGGUGAAAGUAAUUAUCUAAUUGACAAUAUUCCUGAACAACUUAUUAUUCUUGGACGACUUCGAUUAAAAGAUCUUUGGGAUUAUAUUCAUGUAUCACUUGCUAUUCGUGAUAUUAUUAUAUUAACAUUGACUUCAUCAUCAUCAUCAAAUACUACUGAUAAUGAUAUUUUUCUACAAUAUUAUGAUAUAAUAGAGGGAUCAAAACGAGCUGCUGUGAUUAGUAAAUGUAGUGCUACAUCACGUAUUCGUCAUAUGUAUAUUUUAGCAGCUGAUACAAAAGAUUGUUCAUCAGAUGUAUUAUCAUCAUUAUUUCUACCUGUUCAAUUUGAAGCCAAACAAUUAUUUCUUGUUAUUAUUGGAACUGAAAAAAGACGUACAAAAUCAAUAAAUCGUUCGAAUGAAAAUCAGCUAUUAAAUAAUCUAAUAUAUAAACCUAUUGCAUUACAAGAUACAACUAUAAUACGAGAUCCACGCUUACUAAGAAAUAAAAAUAGAGCAAUGCAAUCAAUUAACACAGAAAGAACGUCAGUUCAAUAUGCCAAUGAAGAUUUACUUAAAUUAAUAAGCGACUCUCUCGAACGUAUGCGCCAUUCUUCAACUGCAGAUAAUAUUUCUUCAAUUUUCAUAUCAACUACAGAAAUAUUAAAAGCCCAUAAACGUGACGAUCUAAUUCAACAAUUUAUUGAUAAUCAUCGCAUUGCUCUGACUGAAUGGCAAAUGAUACAUGGAAAUACGUCUGCUGUUUCAACAACAAGAGUAACAGAUGAUAAUUUAAUAGAAGAAAAUAUGGAUGUUGAUGAUGAUGAUCAUCAAGAUGAUAAAAAUAAGAAACAAAUAAUAACAAGUAGUACUUGUAAUAAAUUAAAUGAAUUUAGUGUUGCUGAAUAUCAUUUUUAUAAUCAAAGAUGUUGA
Molecule: messenger RNA, 2814 nt
Organism: Adineta steineri
Lineage: Eukaryota; Metazoa; Rotifera; Eurotatoria; Adinetida; Adinetidae
Source: the annotation of a GenBank genome assembly